Cynoglossus semilaevis (tongue sole) is the source of this 3207-nucleotide messenger RNA. RefSeq names its product potassium inwardly rectifying channel subfamily J member 12b (gene kcnj12b). Gene Ontology annotation, biological process: regulation of monoatomic ion transmembrane transport; potassium ion import across plasma membrane. Gene Ontology annotation, molecular function: inward rectifier potassium channel activity. The coding region runs from base 251 to 1531 and encodes 426 amino acids. Gene Ontology annotation, cellular component: plasma membrane. Lineage: Eukaryota; Metazoa; Chordata; Actinopteri; Pleuronectiformes; Cynoglossidae. The transcript has 2 exons. The record is from RefSeq and is a predicted model, not a curated record.
CAUAACAGAAGAGCUGAAGCCUGAAGCCGGGGCACAAACAUGCAGCAGUUUGGCUAAAGAAGCGGGAGAUCUGGAAGACCAGCAAGCGCCGGGAAAUAAACACUUGUCACAACCACCUGCACGCAAGGUUUCCACCGUUGAACCUCAGCCCAGUGCUGACCACUGCAGUGUUCCUCCAGUGACAAACCCGUCCGUUUUGUAUGAGCUGGGCUGAUUCUGUGAAGCCACGUGUGGUCGUGCCCCCUGAGGCAUGAGUGUGGGACGGUCCCACCGUCAGAGCUUAGUGACCUGUGAGGAGGAAGGCCUCAGACUGAGUACCAUGCCUGCUGUGGGCAGCUUUGGCAAUGGCAAGAUUCACACCAGACGCCGAUACCAUGGACGCUUUGUCAGCAAGACCGGACAGUGCAACAUCCAUUUCGCCAACAUGGAUGAGAAGCCACUGCGGUACAUGUCUGACAUUUUCACCACUUGCGUGGACAUCCGCUGGCGAUACAUGUUCCUGCUCUUCAGUUUGGUUUUUGUGGUGUCCUGGCUGACGUUCGGCUUGGCGUUUUAUGUCAUCGGUGUCAUGCACGGUGAUAUGGAGCAUCACAAAGAGGAAGAAACUUUUAUCCCCUGUGUCAUACAGGUCAACACCUUUGUGGCAGCCUUCCUGUUCUCCAUUGAGACCCAGACGACCAUAGGCUACGGUGCCCGCUGUGUGACGGAGGAAUGUCCAAUCGCCGUCUUCAUGGUGGUCUUCCAGUCCAUCAUGGGCUGCAUCAUCGAUGCCUUCAUGAUCGGAGCAAUCAUGGCUAAGAUGGCCCGGCCCAAAAAACGUGCCCAGACUUUACUGUUCAGCCAGAACGCCGUCAUCGCUUUACGUGAUGGAAAGUUGUGUCUGAUGUUUCGUGUUGCAAAUCUAAGGAAGAGCCACAUCGUGGAAGCUCACGUCCGGGCCCAGCUGGUCAAACCACGGUUCACGGAGGAGGGCGAGUACAUUCCGCUGGAUCAGAUGGACAUGAAUGUCGGCUACGACAAAGGCACAGAUCGCCUUUUCCUGGUUGCCCCGCUCACUAUCAUCCACGAGAUUGAUGAAGAGAGUCCAUUGUUUGGCAUCAGCAAGCAGGAUCUGGAAAUAACUGACUUUGAGAUCGUUAUUAUACUCGAAGGACUGGUGGAGGCCACAGCUAUGACCACACAGGCACGCACGUCCUACCUGUCCUCUGAGAUUUUGUGGGGUCACCGCUUUGAGCCCGUCAUCUUUGAGGAGAAAAGCCAGUACAGGAUAGACUACGCCUACUUUCACAAAACAUUUGAGGUGCCGUCCACGCCUAGGUGUAGCGCCAAGGAAAUGGAGGAAAGAAAAUUUUCAUCAUCUGCAGCAAACUCGUUCUGCUAUGAGAACGAACUGGCCUUCAGCAGCAGGGACGAAGAGGACGAGGAGGAUGGGGAGAAGGAGCAGGCCAGGAAAUAUUCAACAGAGCUGGUGAAUGAGAUUAACUUUCCUCCAGGUGAGCAAAUGUCCUCUGGUACAGAAUCAGCAAUUUAACCUUUUGGUUGUGGCUUGUUUUUCAAUCCAGAGCAAUACGGUUGUCUUGUGAAGAACCCCAUGACUGUCAUUCCACUGACAUGAGGACACCGCAGAAGACGGGUCUGCUGCAGGCGGAGGACCAGCAGAGACAGAGCUCCAUCACACAAGCAAGACUCAAACUCAUCACAUUUCCCACAGAAUGAGAUGAAGGUUUUUGCUUCCCUCUGAUGGUUAAGGCGCUUUACCGAAAUGCAAACAAACAUUCUCAUGUUUCAAUUUGCAAAACCUAGGAAUAAAGUGCAUGAUAGCAUUAUAGCAUAGUUUCGUAUGGAUAUUUCUGAGAUAUAUAUUUGAGUGUUGGUACUGGACAGCCUGCAGGGGCCACUCUCGCUUAAAAAGUAUGUAAUCGUCGGAGUGUGGCAUUAAACUGAAACACUUUUAAGGUGGAAUGUAAAGCUAAUGUGGAAACGUCUCGGAGCCAACGUGGCAGAAACAUAGUGGCAGAUAGUGGGGGGGUGGGGGUGAUGGGGAUGUUGUAAAGUACAAAACAAUAAGACAGUCUGGAUUACAAAUACUGUAGCUAUGGAGAUGCAUGAAGAGUUAGACUUGUAACCACCAUUAAAAUCACAGAGGAACACAUCUGUCUUUAUACUCGUCGUCUAUUACAAGUAGACGAACCUGAAGAAGUGUCGUCUACACUUCGACCAUGUCCAACCGAGAAAAAAGAAUUUUUUCUCAAAUAUUUACAAUAUACAGUAUAUAUACAUAUAUAUGUAUAUAUAGUGACAUGCAUAUAUACACAGAUAUAUGUACAAAUGCAUACAUAUAUGUAUAAAUACAUAUACACAUAGUAUAGUACAGCUAUGUAGGGACACCUGACAAUCAAUGAAGCAAACAACUUUUGAGUGUGAAGGAUGAAGAUCCUCCAGUAAAGAUGUCAAAGUUAUGCUGCCAUACUGAAAUGCCACAUCCUGUAUUGAUAAUGUCACUGUAGAUGUUAUUAUUAGGUCAAGCAAUUAGGUUAUUAGGUCACACAGUGUACCGUUGUUUUCCUUACCUCAGGUGUGAUUAAUUUACUUUUCCCACACACACCAUAUCUCAGACUAAAAACUCCAUGUGGGUUAACUUUUACAACACGCUGCCAUGUCAGCAAAAAUGCAUCACAUUUGUAUUUAUAUCUUGCUGACUCGUGCUGAAAAUAUCCAAAACAGGCUGGCUCCACAAAACAAAUGGAAGUCACACUGCUAACUGCCCAGAGAGCAGGAGCAAGGACUUCCUGCAUGUACAGAGUGAGUGAAGGACUACACACACACAUACAUACACACACACACACACACACACACACACACACACACAGACACACACACACUCUCUCCCUCUGUGUUUGACCUUCAUUGUAAAUAAACAAAUAUUUUCAGCUUGGGGUUUGAGUCACAGAUGUGAUAUGUUGACAUGAAAAGACAGGUGAUGUCACAUAAAUCAUUUACAGUCAGUGCUGACAUCACAACCUCUCUGGGGAAACUGGAAACACACACAAAUUCUUUCUCUCUCUGAUCUGAGUGACUUUCACCUGUUCUUUCCGUCUUCCACUAAAUGCAGGUUAUUGGAGACUCUGAAUUGCACUUUAAUUUCUCCUUCAGGUUGUUGAGUGGCAAUUUCUGAAACGACAGACACGAAAAACAAAAAAUAAAAAA